AUACAGAACUAUCUGCUUACUGCUUAGUGUAUAAAACAUGGCUCGAGGAAAGCAAGAGCAUGUUCUGCACGAGCUUAUUUCUCCCUAAGAAAAUACUUUUAUGGAGGAAGAAGCUAGCAAUGGGACGUGCAGGAGUGGUUGCGAGUCGGCUUACUGUAGCGAGGAGGACGAGUUGCCCUGUGGGAGAGAAAGCGGCGAGGAUAUAAACAGAACCUGCCCUCUCUCUUCCUUCCCUUUCGGCGAGAUAGUAAAGAAAGAGAUAGACGUGGAUGUAGCAGUUAUAGGAAAUGGACCUUCUGCUAUAUUUCUUUCUUUACUGCUUUCCGGAUACAAGCUAUUCUUCACUGGGUCUCACCCAAACAAAAUACUCAGAGAAAAACUAAGAACGGACGUGUCACUGCUAGAACAAGAUUUCCCAUAUCUUUCUGAAGGUCUAGAGGGUCGAUCCAGAAACCCGGUCUCACUCCUCUUCGAUACUCUCUUUCAUCCAAACGCUGACAUCGGACAGACCCACUUGUCCUCGUUACGCUGGGAAAGAGACGAGUCUUCCGCUAUUUCUCACGUCGUUUUAGGGUGUGGCAAGCCGGGAGGGGUGUGGCAUGGGGUGGAGCCUAGCACACUAACACUGAGCCACCAAGAAUGGCUGGACUUGCCUUUAUACUCGUUUAACGACUGGAAAAAAGACGAAAAGAGAAAAGAUGAGAAGAACGAUAAAAACUCAAAAUGGCGUGCAAAAGCUGGCCAUGUUGCCCAGUACUACCAAGACUAUAUUCACAAAAUGUCGUUAAAGGAUAAUUUUAUAAGCUCCGUCUUGAUCAAGAGAGUGGAACAGAUAUGGGAUUGUCCUUUAUCCCCUAAUAGUCCUGGACACAAACCAGUUACUCCUCCAUGGUCACCGACACGUACCUCUUCAAACUCAGUUGCUUCACCUACUACUAGUGAGGGUAUCAUAGCUGAAAGUGAGAUUAUUCACAGUGCCAAAUGUAUGUGUGACAAAGGAGUCUGCUGUCCUACUAUCGUACAAUGUAAUCCAGAGUGGAUGCUACAAGGAAGCUACUUGAAGCCGUCUUGUUGUAAGAGAAGAGAUCAAGAAGAAGCUUCACCGACAUCACCACUUGGCUAUUCAUCUUCUCCUAAUUCGAUUGCUGUCAAAUCCCGUAAAAUAGUCUUAGCCUGUGGCUUAACGGAACCAAAAAGGCUUGGGAUACCAGGAGAGGAGUUACCAUUCGUUACACACAGUUUAUCUGAUUUUAAAAAGAGACUAAAGUGUAGCAAAAGGAGAGGAAGGUCUGGCUCAGCACUAGUUGUCGGAGCUGGCAUGACAGGUGCUGACGCUGUGCUGUACUGUCUCGAUAAUGACAUUCAUGUGAAUCACUCCUUCUAUCAAGAUCUAAGUAAAGCUAAUAAUCUAUUAUUAUCAAAGCUGCCUUCUGGAUACUACUUAGAAUAUCAGAGGGUAUGGAAGCUAAUGAAGGGCCUGGAAACCUCUCACCUCUAUACUCCACUUGAAGGAACAAGAGUGAAAUCCUUUUCCACGAAUGGAGAGACGAUUCUUACAAGCUCAAGCGAGAUAGAACAAAGCCUUGCUACUUCAGUGGGUAUGAUUGCAAUCGGGAGUCAAGCAAAUUUAGGAUUCCUACCUCAAGAUAUUAGUAGUGUCCUUGGUAUUGAUCCAAGCCAAGCUAUUGACGGUAAAAAUAAUUCAGUCGAUAUCGACUCAUUCUCGUCCCAAAGUGAGAGGGUUCCUAAUCUAUAUGCAUUGGGUCCUUUGGCUGGUGAUAAUUUCGUUCGAUUUUUAUUUGGGAGCGGUUUAGCUUGCGCUAAAAGCAUCCAAAACUCACUUUGCAAAACCAAUCUAUCACCGACACAAUCCACACUGUCUUCUACUCAAACAAACGACACCACAAUUUUAUAAUGGUAUUUUGCAUUCAUCAUAUUGCAGUACUUCAGUUUUGCCAAUCCAUAUUCAUGUUUGAUUUGUGUACAAUGAUCAUGUCAAUAAUGUACAAUCGUGUUUUUAUCAAAUAUAUUUUCUUUGUUUAUUAUUAUUAUGAUAAUGAUAAUCAUACUCUAUUUACAUUUUAAACCAGAAAAACAACAACAGUAUCAUUGUUUUUAUUUCUUGUUUAUACUCAUUUCCUCUUCUUUCUAACCUGGUUUGGGUUUCUAUGCCAAGCCCCUCCCA
Amphimedon queenslandica is the source of this 2185-nucleotide messenger RNA. Its product is annotated as oxidative stress-induced growth inhibitor 2-like. The transcript has 3 exons. The coding region runs from base 101 to 1915 and encodes 604 amino acids. Lineage: Eukaryota; Metazoa; Porifera; Demospongiae; Haplosclerida; Niphatidae. The record is from RefSeq and is a predicted model, not a curated record.